This is a messenger RNA of Meira miltonrushii, 1210 nucleotides long. Its product is annotated as 40S ribosomal protein S5-B. Gene Ontology annotation, molecular function: structural constituent of ribosome; mRNA binding; rRNA binding. The record is from RefSeq and is a predicted model, not a curated record. Gene Ontology annotation, cellular component: ribosome; cytosolic small ribosomal subunit. The coding region runs from base 386 to 772 and encodes 128 amino acids. NCBI's taxonomy places the organism in Eukaryota, Fungi, Basidiomycota, Exobasidiomycetes, Exobasidiales, Brachybasidiaceae. The transcript has a single exon. Gene Ontology annotation, biological process: ribosomal small subunit assembly; translation.
GAAGGCUACAAUGCCAAUUGUUGAACGUUUGGUCAACUGGUAAGUGUCAAUGAAGGGGAAGAUGAGGUGAAAGAGGAUGCAGUGAGAAUGGAGAAUACGAUAUCGACAGCGUAAUUUGUGGGUGGGAUAUGAGGUGCGACUAUAGCAGGGAAAGAAAGUUGGGAUGCUAUGUCAGCGUACGUACGAUUUCACUCAGGCACGGCCACAAAUCGCCAUCGCAAAUUCUCGCCUUUGGAGCGUGCUCUACUGGUAGGGACAAUUAACAAGAAAACAGAUUACAACCAAUCCAAUCAGCUUUAUCGACCUCACACAUCUUCUUUUACCUUCUUCUACUUAUAUCUCGUUUGCAAAUAUACUAACCACUACAUUCUUUUUUCAUAGCCUCAUGUUCCACGGCCGCAACAACGGUAAGAAAUUGAUGGCCGUCCGCAUUGUUCAACACGCCUUCGAAAUCAUCCAUUUGCUCACCGACCUAAACCCCAUCCAAGUCUUGGUCGAUGCCGUCGUCAACACUGGUCCACGUGAAGACUCUACCCGUAUCGGAAGUGCAGGUACCGUCCGUCGUCAAGCUGUUGAUGUUUCACCUUUGCGCCGUGUCAACCAAGCUAUUGCUUUGAUCACCACCGGUGCUCGUGAAUCUGCAUUCCGUAACGUAAAGACAAUUGCUGAAUGCUUGGCCGAUGAAUUGGUCAACGCAGCAAAGGGAUCAUCCAACUCUUACGCUAUCAAAAAGAAGGAUGAAUUGGAACGUGUUGCCAAGUCCAACCGAUAAACGAUUUCACCCUUUAUUCAAAAUUUCAUCCACGGCAUCUUCUUUCCUUGUUUUUAUCCUUGGUAGUGGAUGUACCAUGUAUUCAUAUCAUGCAUGAAAGCUAAUCCUGAUUUUCCUUUCAAAACUGCACAAUUUACGAGAGGAAGAUGGGGAAAAAAGAAGUUUGUCAAGUGGUGGGAGGUUCUUUCGAUCUUGUUGGACCUUUGCUUUUUCUCUGAUCAUUAUGGACAAUAAAAAGAUGAUAACUUUGGUCUGUACGUUGUUAUUUAUUUCUCUUUUUUGUCCGUAAUGAUUCUCUUCAUAUGUUUCAUUAACACAAAAUUUCUCGCAUACUGCACACGAUCAUGGCAUCAUACACUCAAAAAGCAAUACAUAUGCUUACGAUUACUAUAACGUACGAUCAUUCAUGAUGAGGUUAAACAGCAGCUUCUUAGUUUU